AUGGCGUUGUCGAAAAGAAAACGAGACGUCGAAGACGAAGAUCAACGAAAACGCGCAAGAAUAAAUGACGAGGAUAUUCAAAAAAUCAUAGAUAUGGUGAGCAAAAACAAAUCUGUUGGCCGUAGUAAUAUUACACCGGACAGCAUGGCCGAAAUAGCACAAAUGGCGCGUGACAAUAUUAAUCAAAGAAAUAAUUCUCUGCGCUCUAACGGUCGAAGAAACUUUGACAUUAAUGAUACUGAUAUUAGAGAAAUUAUACAGUUAGUACGAAAAAAUAACAAUCGACCAGUAAAAUCUAAUGCGUUUAAUGUUGAGAGAACUCAUGUUCACAGGAGACUUGGUUACAAUGAAUACAUAUAUCACAUGUCGAUAGGGGUGAACAAUGCUAGUACAAUACCUGAUUUUUUAGAAAAUUUAAGACUUGUGUUUAGUUAUUUAAUUAAUAUGAUGAAGUAUAUAGCUAGUUCAGACACUGAUAAAGCACUUUUUAUAUCUCUAGAGCAACACGUACGGCUUUUUUGACUGCUAUAUUAAACGUUGGAGAUUUUAAUACAGAAAAGUUUUUUGAUAUUUUCGAGCAUCACAUGCAAAGUAACGCUAAAGAGGUAAUUGACAAUGGCUGGAGCAGUAUGGUUAGUUUGUUUGUAUUUCCGAACAAUUAUGUUCCCCAUUCGCGCACGGUAAAAGGAAAAAUGAAAAACCAGCUAAAAUUGUAUAAACAUAUGGGUAAGAAUGGUGCCGAAAUUGGGUGCGAAGUUCGGCACGGUGUUUUUCAGAUUACCGGCACCACAAACUGUUGUUUUGCUAUAGCGUUGUUAGUUGGACGUUCGUUCCUUGAAAAAGACAACAACUCUACAAAAAUUAACCAGAACCGAGAUAAUGACCUUAACACACUAUAUACAGAUGAAAAAAUUGCAGACGUUUACAAUAAGUGUAACAUGGUUCGCGGUGGUGUACGUGUAGAUCAACUACAUGUUUCUUAUGAAAAAUACUUAAGCGUUGAUAAUAUUGAUUUAGUGGUUUUUUCCAAACAACAACAUGACAAUUGUAUAUGAUUCACGUCUGGAUGAAAAUAACAUGUUACAUCAUGUAACAAACAACGUUAUAUUUUUAUGGCUUAAUGACCAGCAUUAUGACGUAAUUUAUCGCCGUAUACGUUUUCAAAAUGUAAUGCAAAUAUAUACUGUUUUUGGUGUAUGAGGUAUUUUCGUCAUUGGAAAACUAAAGCUAGUCACAUGUGUAAGACGGUGUACAGUUGUCAAUCUUGUUACUCUUCUUAUGAUGGGUGUAGUAAAGAAGAGGGUUUCUUUCAGCAGUGUACUGUGUGUUCGGUAAUAUUCAGAAACCAACAAUGUUUUGUCAGACAUUUAACAAAAAAAGUAUUCAAAACCAGCAGGGGUAAUUUCGAAACACCUUGUAAACACAUGUUUUUUGCGACACACAUGUUAUAAAAAAGUACUGCGCAUGACGGCUGUCUGAAAAAAAAACAACCAGACAUAAAUGUGACGAAUUAUAUUGCACACAUUGUAAUGCGAUUAAGAAAAAAAAUCAUCAAUGUUUCAUGAAGACGUGUAAGAUACAUACGAACGUUGAUCAUCCAACACCAGGCGGUGUGCGCAUAGCGACCGCAAAGCACGACGGAUAAAAUGAAAGAAUUUUCAUUAUGCGACUAGUCGUGGUUGGGUGAACAUAUGCAAAUAAAGCAAAUGGGCAUCAAAAAUUUGUUUCCCUUUCUAAAAGAAUAUUGUAAAGACGUAAAUCUUGCGGAUUUCGCUGGGAAAACAGCAGCUAUCGACGCUUUGUGCUGGAUACAUCGAGCGCUAGCAAUUUCUGUGUCUGUAGAUGGAAAUCAAGAAAGGCAAGUGGCUUCGUUUGUAAAAUAUCUAGACUAUAGUCAGUAAGAUUUUUGCUCUGCAAAUAUUUUUCGUCAUUUAGUCAUGAAUAUUCAUGUUAUUUACUUUCAGAUUAAGCAGUAUUUUUCAAAAACAUUUAACGUUGGUAAGAAGCGCUGGGGUCAUUUCGUUUGUUGUCUUUGAUGGAUCGCCCCUGCCUGCCAAGGCAAACGAAACGGCCAAAAGGCAAAGGUGAGUUAAAAUCAAAUGCCUAGGUAUUAUCAACUAAGCAUCUCAAUUAGAUACUUGCAGUAAACCUAUAAACGGCUAAAUAUAUUUUAACCAUACCUCUGUAGAGCGAAAAACGAUGCAUUGAGAAGAGCAAACGAAGCAGGCAGUCUGGAAGAGCAGAACAAAUUACUUAGCCAAGGAAUUUCCAUUUCAUUUGAGGAUAUUUCAACAUGCAUUGAAGUAACUAUAUGUCUGUAAUAUUCCAUACUCGUAUGAUCUAAUCGUUUUACGAGAUGGAUAUAUAAGACCUAAAGGCCAUGUUUUACUUAGCCAAGGAAUUUCCAUUUCAUUUGAGGAUAUUUCAACAUGCAUUGAAGUAACUAUAUGUCUGUAAUAUUCCAUACUCGUAUGAUCUAAUCGUUUUACGAGAUGGAUAUAUAAGACCUAAAGGCCAUGUUUUACUUAGCCAAGGAAUUUCCAUUUCAUUUGAGGAUAUUUCAACAUGCAUUGAAGUAACUAUAUGUCUGUAAUAUUCCAUACUCGUAUGAUCUAAUCGUUUUACGAGAUGGAUAUAUAAGACCUAAAGGCCAUGUUUUACUUAGCCAAGGAAUUUCCAUUUCAUUUGAGGAUAUUUCAACAUGCAUUGAAGUAACUAUAUGUCUGUAAUAUUCCAUACUCGUAUGAUCUAAUCGUUUUACGAGAUGGAUAUAUAAGACCUAAAGGCCAUGUUUUACUUAGCCAAGGAAUUUCCAUUUCAUUUGAGGAUAUUUCAACAUGCAUUGAAGUAACUAUAUGUCUGUAAUAUUCCAUACUCGUAUGAUCUAAUCGUUUUACGAGAUGGAUAUAUAAGACCUAAAGGCCAUGUUUUACUUAGCCAAGGAAUUUCCAUUUCAUUUGAGGAUAUUUCAACAUGCAUUGAAGUAACUAUAUGUCUGUAAUAUUCCAUACUCGUAUGAUCUAAUCGUUUUACGAGAUGGAUAUAUAAGACCUAAAGGCCAUGUUUUACUUAGCCAAGGAAUUUCCAUUUCAUUUGAGGAUAUUUCAACAUGCAUUGAAGUAACUAUAUGUCUGUAAUAUUCCAUACUCGUAUGAUCUAAUCGUUUUACGAGAUGGAUAUAUAAGACCUAAAGGCCAUGUUUGUGUAUUAUUUAAUAGGUAUGUGUCAAGGAGAAUAUUAGUUACAUUGUAUCUCCAUAUGAAUCUGAUGCUCAGAUAGCAUUUCUUGUAAAACAUGGUCAUGCAGAUUUUGUUAUCACAGAGGACUCUGAUUUACUCACCUAUGGUUGUAAAGAGGUAGACACUUUGCUUUUGGUUUCACUAUAGUUAGUUGCACAACACUAGAUCCCACAGCCCAAAUGAAAUUUACAUUAGGGUUAUGCACCAGUCAAAGUAAACUCCGACCUCCCCCCAACCGUGGGAUAUAGGUGGGGAUUGGCUCCUUCUUCUCCUCUUCCCGGCAUAAUUCGGCAGAAUGACAAAACCAACAAAUUCCCGACAUGGGUGGGACAGAAUUAAAUGACAAAAAGCCACUAAAUCCCCACCAAGUCCCCUCUUUGCCUGGGGUGGGGGUUGGAGUUUACUUUGACUGGUGCAUUAGGAAAACAAUUGUAUUGGUUGAGGUGACUUGGUGGUUGCAAACUAUAUUGCCAGGUCUAAUACCAGAAAAUCAUCUCUCUUGUCAGAAAAUUGUCGGUUCUUCUACUGUCUACCAUCAUAUUGUUUUACUCGUCAGUAGGAGAAUGCUGUUGAUUAUACAGCGUGCUAAAUUACAUAUUGAAUAUAAAUUAUUUUUCAUUAUGCUUGCAGAUAUUUGUAAAAGCCAAGAUGUGUGGUACUGGACAGAAACUUGUCCUCGCACAAGUUUUGGAAGGUUUGAAAUUAAGUUUUCAACAAUUUCAAAAAUUGUGUGUUGCAGCUGGGUGCGAUUAUGUUCAAAACGUUAAAGGAAUUGGAAUCCAUAGGGCAUAUGCACUGGUUUGUGGUAAUCAUUUGCUUGAAGAAUUGGCAAAGAAGGGGGCACCAGAUGAUUAUGAAGAGAAUUUCACCAAUGCCUUGGUUGUUUUUAACCAUCAGACAGUCUUUAGCAUUGACAGUAUGAAAUGUAUUCCUCUGAAUGAGUGGAACAAGCCUGUUACAAACAAUUGCAAGCUUCAACAUUUUUGUGGAAUGUAUCCUUGAGUAAAAAGUUGUCAAUGCCUAAGUAAUUUCAUGUAAAAAUUAUAUUGAUCAAUUUCUACAUGUACAAAUCAAAGAUCUUAACUUUACAUCAGAAUACUCGAUGACACAACUUCCAUCAACCUUGCCUCGGGUAAUCUGGAUCCAAAAAGUGGUGUGAAAGUGAAUAAUUAUCCACUACUUAAACAGGUAGGAAACUUUAGGAAUGGAAAAAAAUGCAUAUGUUUUUGUAAUUUUCAAAGAACCCAAACAAAUGAAUUGGGUCAUUCCAGAAAACCAAAACAAAUGAAAAGGGACAGUUAAUCCUCACUUUAAUAUUCCAACGAACCAUUAGCACACAUGUAUGAAUCACUAGAAACCUAACAGCUUCUAAAAACUUUGCUCUAUAAUAUUAUGAUUAAAUGAACUCAUUAAAAAUUAAGGUGUUUAUUGACAAUGACAACCUGAAUACCACAAAUGAAGAUCAGUCGGCUUCAGAAGAAACAGACAAUGAAACAAAUGGUAUAUAUGAAAUAAAUGUAUACGAAAAAUAGUAUAGUUAUACAAUGUAGUUUAUUCAAGGGUGGUUUUUAUUUUUUAGAAGGAGGGGUGGAAAAAUUUAGGAGGGUGUAAGCCGCACCACUGAGCGAGCUUCGGCAGGGGUUGGGCGUUAGGGUUAAAGACUUUCACACAAAAUAGGAGGGGUAAAGCAAAAUUUUGGUGAGGUUGAACAGUUUAUAAGAGGGGUUAGAAAGAUUCUAGGGGGGGCAUUAACCCCCUAACCUCCACAGCGAAUCUGCCCAUGAGUUUAUUACAAAUCUCAGUUUCAAAGUCCAUUGUUUUCCAGCAUUAUCAUUUCUAACUAUUUAAGGGAACAAAUUAGUGCAUAUUUGAUAUGUUAGUUCGCAGGUGCAUUGCUUUUCUUAGUUCUCUAUUAAAAUUCAAAAGGAAACGUUGUGCAUGUAAAGUUAACAUUUUUAAAUCUCAUAUUUUUGCUUUAGAAAAUGAAAGACUGGAAGUGGAUAUCAUUCAGAUUCAUCCAAUAUCAUUUCCCUAUAAAAUCCCAUCAUUUCCAGUGAUUACUGUGAACUUAAGAAAGGUCAUAGUUAGUAUCACGCUAGGCCAUUAUUCUUGCAUGUCGUCGUGUUCCAUAGACAUUGACAACAAAUCGUUUUUGGUCCUUUGGGAGUUAUCCAGAGAUUUACCAGCAAAUGUACCAACAACUAGCAAGAGUGAUGACAAUCCUACAGAUGAACUUGGUGAACCUCACUGCCUACCAUUUAAGGUUUUGGGAAGUGCUUAUGAUACUUCAAGACAGAAUUCCCUGGAAGAGGCAUAUGAGUACUUGUAUGACUACAAUCGACCCGUCUUUGUAAAACUAGAAGCAGAGCCUGAUAAUAAACAUGAUAAAAAUGCCAUUGGAGUGUACGUCAUGACGGGGGACUUUUAUAACAAUGUUGGUUAUAUACCUAGUGAAUUGACAAAAUAUUUACACCCAUUGUUAGGAAGAAAAGACCUUGAUGUUUCCAUAAAGCGCAUUCGCUUCUGUACAACCUAUUUAAAAAUUGGUUUUUAUCUUACAAUCGAAAUAACAGAACAGCCCAUGGCCAAACGAAGUUGUCCAGGCCAGUAA
Messenger RNA from Paramuricea clavata, 5850 nucleotides. The record is from the annotation of a GenBank genome assembly. Lineage: Eukaryota; Metazoa; Cnidaria; Anthozoa; Malacalcyonacea; Plexauridae.